This is a messenger RNA of Eucalyptus grandis, 5495 nucleotides long. Its product is annotated as disease resistance protein RUN1-like. The transcript has 5 exons. NCBI's taxonomy places the organism in Eukaryota, Viridiplantae, Streptophyta, Magnoliopsida, Myrtales, Myrtaceae. Gene Ontology annotation, biological process: signal transduction; defense response. Gene Ontology annotation, molecular function: ADP binding. Bases 209 to 3211 code for a protein of 1000 amino acids. The record is from RefSeq and is a predicted model, not a curated record.
CCUCGCCUCUUGCUUUCUCUUCUUACUCUUUCACCAGCUGGAGUACGCGUCCCAGCUGAAACCCCUGCAGCCGAACGGAGACAUCUUCCUGGUAGACAAGCAAACCACUGUACUCACGCCCUUCUUCCAUCACCUCAAAACUAUCCACACCAGUCGAGUCUCAGAGACAGAGAGAGAGAGAGGGGGAGAGAGAGAGUCGUGCACUACAAUGGGAAAGCAUCGCUCAAAGCAACGACGCAUGCGCGUUAGAGACACCGAUGCUUCGAGUCUGACCAUUUCGAAGCGACCAAGACCUGACGUGCCAUCGGCAUCCGGAGCGAAUUCUGACCCACCUGCUUCGUCCACCUCUGUGAAUGGAAAUAAUUACCAUGUAUUCUUGAGCUUUAGAGGCCCUGAUACUCGCAAAGGCUUCGUCGAUCACCUCUACCAAAGACUCAAAGCUUUGGGCCCGAGGUACCAUCCAAACUCUGUGUUCAGAGAUGAUGAGGACCUCCCCUUCGGCGAGAAAAUUGGUGAAAAUCUCAUCAGUGCAAUCGAGCGCUCUAAGGUUUCAAUCCCAGUCAUCUCGGAAAAUUAUGCUGCUAGCGAAUGGUGCCUUCGUGAGCUCAUUCAUAUAAUGGAGUGUAAAGAAAGCAGAGGACAAAAAGUCUUGCCCGUGCUUUACAAGGUGAAACCCAAGCAUGUCCGAAAACUAAAGGGGGCCUUUGGAAAGGCCUACAAAUCCUGUAAGGAUAAAUUUGAGAAGGAGGUCGAGCAACAGGGGCUGCUAGCUCUCAGAAAAGCAGUUGAUCUUAGAGUAUUUGAAUCAGAGAAAUUUGCUGAUGGGCAUGAAGGGGAAUUGGUAAAUAAACUCGUAGAAAUAAUAUUGCGUGAGGAGCAACAUGAUCUCCCACCAGAUCUUCCUGAAAACUUGGUUGCAAUUGAGGAUCGUGUGGCUGAGGUUAUGGAAUUGGUGGAUCUUGCUCGCCCGGACACUCGAAUUAUUGGGAUUUGGGGGAUGGGCGGCAUCGGUAAGACAACUCUGGCUACGAUCAUCUAUAAAAAGCUUUUUGACAAGUUUCAGUGCCACAGCUCUCUCCAGGAUAUUAGAGAAGAAAUUAAUUGCAAGGGCGUCGAGCAUGUCCAAUCUCUACUCAUCUCAGAGAUAACAAAAAGCCCUCCCCAUAGCGUGCCUAAGUCUGCUAUAGGGAUUGCAAGGAUCCAAUCAAGUUGUGAAAAUAAGAAGGUACUUAUUCUUCUUGACGAUGUGGAUCAUCGAGACCACCUCGAUAAAUUGAUUGGAGGUUGUAAUUUCGGGUCAGGAAGUAGGAUUAUAAUUACAUGUCGAGACAAGACUCUCUUUAAGUCUGACUAUGAAAUUUAUGAACUCAAAGAAAUGAACAGUGAACAAUCUUUGCUUCUGUUUAGUAGAUAUGCAUUUGAAGCGGAACAACCUCCCAAAGAUCUUGUGACUCUUUCAAGUGCUAUUGUUGCCACCACAGGAGGGCUUCCCUUAGCUCUCAUGGUUGUAGGUUCACUUCUCAAAGGAGAAAAAGAUCAAAUGAUAUGGAAAGAGAGGCUGGAGAAAUUGAGGAAGGUACCUCAUGUGGACGUACAAAAAAAGUUGAAGAUAAGUUAUGAUUCAUUAGGUCAUGCAGAGAAAGAGAUGUUUCUAGACAUUGCAUGUUUUCUUAUUGGAACUGACAAAAGAAUUGCCACCUACUUUUGGGCGGAUCUCAAAUUCUUCCCACUAACCGGAUUGCAAAUAUUGAUUAACCGUUCGUUAAUAAAAAUUGAGGACAAGAAUAAAUUGAGAAUGCAUGAUCAGUUAAGAGAUUUAGGUAGAGCUAUCGCCCAUCCAGCAUAUAAGAAGCCAUGGGAUUGUAGCAGACUAUGGGACAAGGAGGAAGUCAUGGAAGUUCUACGACGUAAGGUGGACAGUGAAAAUAUUGAGGCACUACGUCUAGACCAAAGGGGCUCCAGAGAGUUCAUAAGGCGAGAAGGCUUUAAAAAAAUGCCUAACUUGAAGUUCCUUCAUGUGAAGGAUGUGAAUUUUGAUGGAGAUUUGAAAGAAUCACUCACUAAAUUAAGAUGGUUAAAGUGGGAGGGAUGUUGUGACUCUUUUAAGCCGACCAACUUUCGUUUGGAGAAAUUAGUCAUACUUGAUUUAUCACUAGAUUAUUCUUAUCAUAGUCAAAACAGUAUCAGUGAAAAUUGGAGUGGAUGGAGUUCAAUUAAGAUGAAGAAGUUGAAAUUUCUCAUUCUUUCCGGGUGCACAGGAUUAAAGAGAAACCCUGAUCUCUGUGUGUUUAAAAAUUUAGAGGAGCUAAUCCUAGAAGGCUGUAAUAAUUUGAAGAAAAUUGACCCUUCCAUUGGAGCUCUGAAGCAGCUGAAGAGGUUAAAUGCCCAUGGGUGUUUGCAACUUACUGACAUCUCUCCUUCAAUUGGGAAGUUGGGAGAGUUGGUUGUGCUGAAUUUGUCACGUACAUCAAUUACGGGAUUGCCCGAAUCUAUUGGGGAAUUAAAUAAAUUGGAAAUUCUGUGGCUUCAUUUGAGCAAGAUAAAAAUGUUACCGAGCUCUAUUGGAAAAUUGCAAAGACUCAAAGAGCUGGAUGCAUCCGAAUGCUAUCACCUGAAAGGACAAAUUCGUGUUGAUAAAGGUGGGUUGUUUUCUCUAAAGACCCUUCGUUUAGGUUGGUCAAGAAAAAUUUCUGGCUUGCCGGAAAACUUAGAUCAACUUUCUUCUCUCAAACACCUCGAUUUACGUGGGUGUGAAAAGCUUCGGUCAUUCCCAAAACCUCCUUGUAACUUAAAAUCCCUGUGGCUCACCUGUCGGAGCAAUGAGCUGCCAUCGCUCUCUCACCUCAACCAUCUACAGGAGCUCUACCUUUCCUCUUGCGAGUCUCUUCAAAGCAUCCCAGAGCUUCCCUCCUGCAUUCCGAAGCUUCGCAUUUGCAGAUGUCCCAAAUUGGAAAGGUUGCCAAAGCUUUCCGAUUUGGAAUUUUUGUUGGAAUUGCAGGUCAGGGAAUGCGGUGGGCUGAAGAAAUUGGAUGGACUGGAAACUUUAAAAUCCUUAAGAAGGUUGGACCUAGACUCGUCCAUCCUCAACUAUUGUGACGGAAACGCAGAUAAACUCCAUCCGAUACGAGACCUUGAAAAAUCGGGAUCCCUAAAAGUGGGGCUUAUCUUUGGAGCCGCGAGCGUUCGAGUAUAUCGCCUUUUAAGUGGUUGAAUGUUAUGGAUUGCAAAAGCUUAGUUGAAAUUCGCUGCCCUAGUAAAUUCCUGGAGUACUUUGAUAGGCAUGUGUGCGAGUCACUCAAGAAAUUAUCGGACCUUUUACCGCCCAAUAGGCCAUGAUUUAUGAGGAAGAAAUGGCAAGAAGCUGACUGAGGUUGCGGAGGACGUGGUGCGAUUCUGGGCAUUGGGUGAACAACGAUGGGACGACUGAUUCAAAAGUGAGAUUCAUGCUUACAUGCUCCGCUAGCUGAGAAAGGAUUUUCAUGUUGGGUCUUCAUUGCUUCCGGUUGCCAUAUCUUCAGAGUCCAGGUGAUUGGACCCCUUUUAACAUUAAUCCAUUCUUGUCGCCGAUUGAUCGGUUUAUUCAUCGGUUGACUCUUGGCGUGAUUGGUGCAUGCGCAUUCUGGUGAUUCGAGGUUUUGAGUUGCUGUUGUUGGUCUGAUUUUGGAUGUUCGAUGUCUGCACACGGAGGAAAUGAAAUGAGACUAAUUGGAGCUUUUCUGCAUGUUCAGCGAAGCAUGUUCAGUUGUCCUGUUAUAUUAUCAGCUUGUGAUUCCUGUUAGAUGCAAAGAUUUGCUCGGUUAUUCUCUUCUACUAGUUUGCUAUGGUGUAAUGAGAUAACUCUAGCAGCUUUUGAAUAGGUUUCCUGUCAAUGGUGGUGAAUUUUCCUUAUGUUAUCCAGGCAGUCUAGAGCAUGUAUAGUAGGAUUAUUAGGACUUAUGAGCCUAUUACAGGUUUCGGUUGAUUUUAUCACCCUGUGUAGGUAGCAUGGAUAUUGACUGCAGAGUUGUUGGAAUUAAUAUGAACUAACUUCAGGUUGAACGUGAAGAUUACCUUGAUUGAUGAGGUUCUACUUUCAUAGUCAUUUCUUUCUAAUUCUCGGAUCUCGAAGCACCUUGAGGGGUGAUGAGAAGUGGAAAGAUGAACAAUCUCCUGUGAACUAUUUGUUUGUACCUAUGAUCCAAAGUAGCAUUUUCUCCAUGAGUAUGUGGAAAUUCCUUCUCCUAUCCAAAAAACAAUUAAACAAGAAGGAAAAGGGAAGUCCUAUACAGGUACUUCCACAUCACAUUGAAAGAGUUUAGUGGAGUAUUUUAAGGCAUCCCCUGCUCUUUUUUGAUAUCACGACUAUUGCUUCACUGGGCAAUAAGCUUUUUGACCUCUUCUUCAUCAAGACUAGUGCCUGCUGCCUUGACUGCUUGCAUGGGAUUGGAAAAAUAUAUAAUACUAUUAAUAAGAACUCCUAAAAAAGGGCUUUUACCCAACUAAGCUCCUUACCUUUGCUUCCUCCUUUUCUUUUUUUAUGCCACUGAUGGCAUACUUCACUAAAUCAGUAUAAAUGGUGCUUGUUGCGGUGAAUCCCUUCUCAUAAGAUUAUCUGAGGAUGUCCUCACUCAUCCCAGUUAGCUAAUAACGUAGUGAAGUGGUGUUGAAGGCUACUAAUUCACACGGCAAAGGAUGCUAGUGUUUGAAUUGUUGUGAUGGUGAUAUGGCUUGUUCAUUUUGUCCUUACUUUUUCUUUGCUAGCUUUCCAGUUGAAUGGAAUUGCUCCUUAUCUCCUUCUGACUGGGAAAAUGCAAAAGCUUGAGCUGCGAUAAUAGAAGUCCAUUGGUUUCUUCUUUCACAAGGAGUUAUUGGGCUCUGACAUUGUGGUUAACUCUAUGCUAGUCGACUGUUGUCCGCACCGAUGCGAAAUUCAGAGUACAGAGCUGAUUGAAUCUGACUGUAAGUGGCUUUUCUUUUAAGUUACCUGAAGAUUUCAGUUCACAAAAAGGUGUUGAAGAAUGACACUAAACAAUGCUUGAGAAAUAUCUGGUUGUUGGCUGGUUCAACUAUAAAUUUGAGGAUUGCGUCUCCAGCGGGGAUGGGUUAUGUUUGAUGCAAGGGGUGGAGAAUGCUUUGGCCAACUUAUUGUCUGGUCCUUAGCUUUUCAAUGUUUUACUUUUCUCAUGUUGGGCAAGAAGGUUGGUCGACGAUUGAGCCGUGCCCCUUGACCGCCGGUGCUGCAUUGUUCUGUCGUGGAGUCUCUCCCUGAUUCACUUGCAAAAACUCCAUCUGUGUUGUUUGGGAAGCUUGAUUGUGGAAUGGUAAGGAAGGAGAUCAAUCUUUGGAGCUUAGUUUGGAGGCUUUAGAUGUUGCCACCAUAAAAGAAGCGACAUUUGUUUUGUCCAAUUUAAUUGUUGUAGAUUUUAUUAUGUGUCACUGUUCAAAUCCGCUUUUGUUGAACAAGUGUACUCUAUUUUUACAUUAAUACAUAAAAGGUUGUUUGGGGUGUUCAAGAA